UCAAGUGGAUAAACCGCCAGGCCCCGGCAAACAGCUCUGUAUCCCGCACUUUUUUUUCUUAAAUCAAAUCCCUCCGUUCUUACUCUGACAAGUGAGGAAGGAGAAGAAAACGGAGAGACAGAGAUAGAGAGAAUGGUUAAUCACACCGUGUACAUUUCUCUUCUGAUCCUUUGGGUUUCUGCAAUUUCUAUCACGGUCGCAGUUCGAGUGGUACCUCUUCCUGAAAAUAACGAAAGACCCGCGUUGAAAUCCAACCUUUUCGAUACUUCUAAUUAUGGAAAACUGCAACUCAACAACGGAUUGGCUCAAACGCCUCAGAUGGGAUGGAAUAGCUGGAAUUUCUUUGCCUGCAAUAUUAACGAAACUGUUAUUAAGGAAACAGCUGAUGAACUCAUCUCGACUGGUUUGGCUGAAUUAGGUUAUGUUUAUGUGAAUAUAGAUGAUUGUUGGUCUUCCCCUUCAAGGAGUCUACAGGGCAGUUUGGUCCCUGAUCCAGAAACCUUUCCAUCCGGUAUUAAAUCCCUUGCUGAUUAUAUACAUGAGAAGGGCCUCAAGCUUGGUAUUUAUUCUGAUGCUGGGGUUUUUACAUGUCAAGUUCGGCCUGGAUCCCUUUUUCACGAGAGUGCUGAUGCUGAAUUAUUUGCAUCUUGGGGUGUAGACUAUUUGAAGUAUGACAACUGUUACAACCUAGGGAUCAAACCAGAGAAAAGAUACCCACCUAUGCGUGAUGCUCUAAAUGCAACUGGCCAUACAAUUUUCUAUUCACUUUGUGAAUGGGGCGUGGAUGACCCUGCCUUGUGGGCAGGUGGAGUUGGAAAUAGUUGGCGAACAACGGAUGACAUCAAUGACUCAUGGGCAAGUAUGACCACAAUCGCUGAUCUUAAUGACAAGUGGGCUGCAUAUGCUGGGCCUGGUGGGUGGAAUGACCCAGAUAUGUUAGAAGUUGGCAAUGGAGGCAUGACUUACCAGGAGUACCGUGCACAUUUCAGUAUUUGGGCAUUGAUGAAGGCACCUCUUUUGAUAGGUUGUGAUGUAAGAAACAUGACUGCAGAAACAUUGGAGAUUCUGAGCAAUAAAGAGGUCAUUGCUGUAAACCAAGACCCACUUGGGGUUCAAGGCCGGAAAGUCUAUGCUGAAGGAAAGGACAACUGCAAACAGGUUUGGGCAGGCCCUCUGUCUGGAAACCGGUUGGUAGUGGCCUUUUGGAACCGGUGUUCAAAAGCAGUCACAAUCACAGCCAAAUGGGAAGCAUUGGGCCUUGACCCAACCAUCAGUGUUUCUGUACGAGAUAUAUGGAAGCAUGAAGAUAUGCCAGAAGAUGCUUUGACAUCAUUCAGCACUCAAGUUGAUUCUCAUGAUUGUAAGAUGUAUAUCUUCACUCCCCAAAUGGCAUAUCAGUUUGCAGUUUAGUCAUUCCAUUGGAUUCAAGUACCCGGCCUAAGUCAGAUGUGCUGUACGAUGUAUACUGGUUUUCAAUCCCAGCCCAUCCACCAAGAUGGGGCAUGGCUCUAUAUAUAGGAAUGUAGCAGUAUGAUAUCUUUGCACAUGGAUAUUAACCGUAACUGAAAUUUAUCUAGUAUCAGCAUAUGGUUAUGUUGUGCACUUUGAAAGCAAUGUGAUUAAGGGGUGUUAUAAGUGAAAACAAUGUGAUUUAAGGGGUGACUUUGCUGGUUUCCUCUUUUCUUUGGUUAUCAA
Messenger RNA from Nelumbo nucifera (sacred lotus), 1695 nucleotides. RefSeq names its product alpha-galactosidase 3. Gene Ontology annotation, molecular function: hydrolase activity, hydrolyzing O-glycosyl compounds. Gene Ontology annotation, biological process: carbohydrate metabolic process. The record is from RefSeq and is a predicted model, not a curated record. NCBI's taxonomy places the organism in Eukaryota, Viridiplantae, Streptophyta, Magnoliopsida, Proteales, Nelumbonaceae.